Plectropomus leopardus (leopard coralgrouper) is the source of this 1940-nucleotide messenger RNA. RefSeq names its product transmembrane protein 200C, genome duplicate b (gene tmem200cb). The record is from RefSeq and is a predicted model, not a curated record. Lineage: Eukaryota; Metazoa; Chordata; Actinopteri; Perciformes; Serranidae.
CACCACGACAUGCACGGCUGAACGACAGGAGUGCGCCUUUGAAGAUGCUUGAUUGUCAAGGCACAAUUUCUGGUUGAGUGACAAGCCUGCCGUCCCAUCGCCACCAUGAUAGCCACAGGUGGCCUGCUGCGCAUGAACAGGCGCCAGGACUCCCUGCGCUCCAAAAACAGGGCGGAAAACAAGAGGAAGCGGAAAUCGAAGAAAAAGAAGAAGAACGACGUGGUGGUGGUGAAAGGGAAGCUCAACCUGUGCUCCCCGGCGGGUUGCGUGGCUGCUGUCGGAGUCGUAGUUCUCAUGGUGGGGGUCUCCAUGGCUGUACUGGGAUACUGGCCCAGUCAGAACCAGCAGCAGUACCAGGAGCGCCGCAGGACUGGAGCGUACCAUGUUAACAGGAUGAGCUACUCCAAAAGUCCGCCUGUUUCCUCUAACUUGACCCACAAUAAGCCUCCGUCCGGAAGUUCCCUCAACCAGAGCCAUUCUAACAGCAGCGCCGCCGACCCCUCCCCUCACUGCGGCUUGCUGUGUGACUUCCUGAAUAAUUACCUGUACUCAGACAAUCUGAAAGUCUUUGGACCGCUGGUGAUGGGGAUCGGAAUUUUCCUUUUCAUCUGCGCCAACGCGGUCCUUCAUGAGAACCGGGACAAGAAAACCAAAAUCAUCAACCUGAGGGAUAUCUACUCCACAGUUAUAGAUCUGCACAGCAUACGCUCGAAGGAGUACUCGCCCCUGAACGGUCUGGUGAACUACACUCAGUCGAGGAACGCAGAGGGCCCGUCGGGGUCGUUCCCUGCGAGCGGGAUGCUCACUCGCAGCUCCUGGCCCUCCACUGGACUCAGUCCACAGGGCGAGUUAGGCGGCGAUGAGUUGUUCAGGCGCCAGUCGUUGGUCAGCCGGCCUCGUAGCUGGUCCAGGGACGUCCAGACCUUCACGGACACCGUCUACAGCAUCUACAAAGACUACAGCAAUAGCAGCGAGCAGGCCCCGCAGCCCCGACAGUGGGAGACCACCUCCAUCGUCACCUCCUCUGUGAACGCUUUCACGCUCCCUGUGAUCAAACUCAACAACUGUGAGGUGGAGGAGAGAGCGGAGGCAGAGGGGCACUCGGAGGAAGGGGUCGUGAUCGAGGCCACUGCUGCUUCUGCUGCUGAAACAAUUAGCGAGGAGGCACAAGCGAGCAGCAGCCAGACCGACGAGACGGACGCCAAGGAGAAGGACGCCAAAGAGAAGGAUGUCUCGGAUUCUCCGCCGCCCCAUCAGAGCCAUGAGGACAUAAGCACAGACACAGCGGACCAACAACCACAGUCUCAACCACAUUGGACUCAGCUGUUUCCGCCAUCACCUGUUGCCAGGGCGAUGGGGUCACGGCUGUCGCUCAACUCCCUCACGGAUCAGCCCAGGUCUGCACGCCGCUGCAGCCUGUCUGUGUCUGUGUGUCGCCAAGGUGACAGAGCCAGGCGCUUCAGCUGCCCUCGUCUGGAGCGCUCCAACAGUAAGGGCUACAUCAAACUGGCUGACCUCGGGGGCGAGUCCUUCGAAGCCCCCGACACAGACACUUCUUUAGUGGCCACCGAACAGGAAGCAGCAACGGACGCAGAAGCAAGAGCGGCGGAGGAAGCAGCUCAGGGAGAGGACGUUCAGGUGACACCCAGCGCCUCUGCAGAGUCCUAGACUCUUUUAUUUUUUGCAGAUGAGCCUCUGAAAACUGUUUGAUGUCUUGUUCUUUGCUUCGUACCUUCUUCUCUGAUCGCUGAUGUGAAGCUGGCCAUUACAGAGGAAAGGAAACGCGGAGAGUAAGCAGCUAAAGGACUAUUGAAACAUAGCCAUGAACACUCGAGAGCACUGCUCUUUAUAAAUACCACAUCCACAGCUCCAUAUUCAGAUGUAAUUUUUCUAUUUUUUCAAUGUAGCAAGAGCAAUAUUAAAGACUUGUAAGAAGAUUU